Molecule: messenger RNA, 2129 nt
Organism: Acipenser ruthenus (sterlet)
Lineage: Eukaryota; Metazoa; Chordata; Actinopteri; Acipenseriformes; Acipenseridae
Gene: kyat1
Product: kynurenine aminotransferase 1
Exons: 14
Coding region: 189-1544 (451 amino acids)
Biological process (GO): biosynthetic process
Cellular component (GO): mitochondrion; cytoplasm
Molecular function (GO): pyridoxal phosphate binding; L-kynurenine:2-oxoglutarate transaminase activity
Source: RefSeq, a predicted model, not a curated record
AGGAAGUCUGUAACAGCUGACCAGAGUAGACACAGAGCCACAAAUCGUUUCUUUGUAGAAAAUUACUCCAGCGAUUACUGACUGCAUUUAAUUUGGUAUAAAAGCUCACCAGUUAGAAACAUUCUCCAUUGUUCAACAACAACAAGUUGUAUGCAGUUGCAGUAUAAACAUCCUGUGCCCUGACUGGAAUGCUCAGAAGAACCGUACAGAUACUGACUGGAAACUGUGUAAAGAGCAAAGCAUUUUCAAACCAGUUUUACCUAAACAAGAGGAGAAUGUCACGUCAGCUGCACGCUCGCCGUAUUGAAGGAGUGGAAAAAAAUAUUUGGCUGGAGUUUACCCAGCUAGCUGCUGAUUGCAAGGCUGUGAACCUCGGCCAGGGGUUCCCAGAUUUCUCCCCUCCAGACUUUGUGAAGAAAGCCUUCGUACAAGCGACUGGGGGAGAAGAUUUCAUGCUGCACCAGUACACCCGGGCUUUUGGCCACCCUGCUCUGGUGAAGAUUCUGUCUCAAUUCUUUGGAAGGAUCAUGGGGAGGCAGAUUGACCCUCUAGGAAAUAUACUGGUCACAGUGGGGGCCUACCAGGCUCUGUUCUGCACGUUUCAGGCACUGGUGGAUGAAGGAGACGAGGUGAUACUUAUAGAGCCAUUUUUCGAUUGUUAUGAACCGAUGGUGAAAAUGGCUGGGGGCCGUGCUGUGUACGUGCCACUGAGACCGAAAGCAGCGCAGGGGGCCGCACUGUCCAGCAGUGACUGGGUCUUGGAUCCUGAAGAGCUGGCUAGCAAAUUCACCAAACACACAAAAGCCAUUGUUCUGAAUACACCAAACAACCCACUGGGAAAGGUGUAUAAGCGAGAGGAGCUGCAGGUGAUUGCAGACCUGUGUGUGAAACACGGAGCUCUCUGCAUCAGUGACGAGGUGUACGAGUGGCUUGUUUACGAUGGUGCAGAGCACGUUAAAAUAGCCACCCUGCCUGGGAUGUGGGAGCACACGAUCACAAUCGGAAGCGCAGGGAAGACCUUCAGUGCCACAGGAUGGAAGGUUGGUUGGGCAAUGGGCCCUGAUCAUCUUCUGAAGCAUGCAAAAACAGUCCACCAGAAUUGUGUGUAUCAUUGUGCAACAGCAGCCCAGGAGGCUGUGGCCCACGGUUUCCAGAGAGAGUUGGAUUGUUUUGGGAAGCCAGAGAGUUACUUCCUACAGUUCCCACGGCAGCUCCAGCAGAAACGCAGCCGCCUGGCACAGAGCCUGCUCGCUGUGGGGAUGCAGCCCAUCAUGCCCGAGGGCGGGUACUUCCUGAUCGCAGAUAUCUCCACACUCAAGGCAGACCUGCAAGACUCUAGCGAUGCCAAUCAGGAACCCUAUGAUUACAGAUUUGUAAAGUGGAUGAUAAAGAAUAAGGGUCUGGCUACAAUCCCAGUGUCUGCCUUUUACAGUGCCGAGCACAAGAAGGACUUUGAAAACUACGUCCGGUUCUGUUUUGUUAAGGAGGACUCCACACUAUGUGCAGCUGAGAAAAUCUUGAAAGAAUGGAGUCCACAGAAAUGAGCACCACACUGGAGGGCAUGGCCAGUCCCACUGCCACAUCUUUAAAAGGAUCUAUCUAAAGCCUGCACACUAAUGUCAGCCCUUCUGCAUCUAUAGUGAUUUCUCACUCUGCUCUUAAAUGCUUCCACCUCUUUAAAACAGGCAUUGGUAUGCACUGUAUUAAAUUCUGUUGAUUCUGUUUUGCACAUAGACGCACCUUUAUGUGAAUCAUAAAGAGAGCUGUAAUGAAUGGCAGAGAGCAAGCCAACCCCUUCCAUCUGCCAUCUGUAAAUGCUAAGAGGUGCAUUUUAAUGAGAGUGGAUGACAUUUACAUUAUCACUUUUCUUCUGUGUGCCAGCCAGGAUUUCAAAUGCCACUUUGGUUUGGUUAUGUACUAUCAAUUGAGUGAUUUGUGUACUGCAACUGUUUUCUUCCCAAGUGAAGUUUUAAUCGUUUUAAUGAAACCUGCACCGAAAUUGUUUUAUGCAAAAAAAUAAAGCAUCAAUGAAGUGUCCUACAUGCUGUAUUUUGUUUUAAAAAUGGUUGUGUUAUUAAUAUGUGAAUGGCUAGCAACAAAAUAUUAAAGGAGGGGUAUUGUUUUAUUCA